Nymphaea colorata (pocket water lily) is the source of this 369-nucleotide messenger RNA. Its product is annotated as copper transporter 6-like. NCBI's taxonomy places the organism in Eukaryota, Viridiplantae, Streptophyta, Magnoliopsida, Nymphaeales, Nymphaeaceae. Gene Ontology annotation, molecular function: copper ion transmembrane transporter activity. Gene Ontology annotation, biological process: copper ion transmembrane transport; intracellular copper ion homeostasis. Bases 1 to 369 code for a protein of 122 amino acids. The record is from RefSeq and is a predicted model, not a curated record. The transcript has a single exon. Gene Ontology annotation, cellular component: plasma membrane.
AUGAUGCACUUUGCGUUGUUCUGGGGGACGGAUUCGGCGAAUGUGAUUCUGUUCGGAGGGUGGCCGGGCGCCAGCGUCGGCAAAUACGUAUUCUUGCUCAUAGUCAUCUUCCUCGGCGGCAUCAUCACCGAGUGGCUCGCCUUCCUAAAGGUGAAGUGGGUCGAGGAGAAGCCCUACCUCAGCGGCUUCCUCAGCUCCCUCGUCUACGGUAUCCGCAUGUUCUUCGCCAACAUGAUGAUGCUCUCCCUCAUGUCCUUCAACAUCGGCGUCGUCAUCCUCGCCGUUCUCGGCCAUGGCGUCGGCUACUGGCUCUUCGGCACCUGCGCCUUCAGGAAGAAGGCCUGUGAUCGCCCUCCCCUUCCGAACUAA